Closterium sp. NIES-65 is the source of this 1215-nucleotide messenger RNA. NCBI's taxonomy places the organism in Eukaryota, Viridiplantae, Streptophyta, Zygnematophyceae, Desmidiales, Closteriaceae. The record is from the annotation of a GenBank genome assembly.
AUGAACGUGGACAACGUGGCUGCUGGAGUAGGUUCUUGGGCCCCACCUCGGCCGCCUGUAGCGGAUGUGAUUGCACUGAGCGACGACAGUGACAGUGACGGUGACGCUAGGCCGCGGAGGCUGCGGAGGAGCGGCAGAGGCGCGCGGGGGAGAAGAAGGGGCUGUGCAGCUAGCAAGGCCUUUGCUGCUGCGUGCAGCAGUGCUGCUCUUAUCGUGCUGGAUGAUGAUGAUGAGGACGAUGAGGAGAGGGAGAGGGAAAGGGAGAGGGAGAGGGAGAGGGAGAGGGAGAGGGAGAAGGAGAGGGUGAGGGAGAGGGAGAGGGAGAGGGAGAAGGAGAGGGAGAAGGAGAAGGAGAGGGAGAGGGAGAAGGAGAGGGAGAAGGAGAAGGAGAGGGAGAGGGAGAGGGAAAAGGAGAAGGAGAAGGAGAAGGAGAGGGAGAAGGAGGAGAAGGAGGAGAAGGAGAAGAAGGAGAAGGAAAACCAGGAGAAGAUUGGGAAGGAGAAGGCAGAAAAAAGAGCAGCUGAUGCGGUCACAGGUGGUGCAAAGGUGGGCGUUGUAAAGGAGAGCAGUACUGAAGUGGUUGACCUUCCUAGCAAGCCUUCCAGGCCUGUGGGUGCCACUGGUAAUAACGCCACUGAGGAGAUGGAGAGAAUCGAGGGUGGUGGUAACCCUAUCAACCCCGGCCUGCUCUCCCCCCGCCUAACCUCCCCCCUUGGCUCGCCUGCUGCUCCAUCUCGCGUAAACCCCCUCAGUCCCAGCAGCAAGGCUGGCAAGACGGGUUGCAUGACCUCCCAUGCUGCUGCCAUGCCGGGCUAUGCAGCAGCACAUGGGGACGCUGAGGCAGGGAAGGAGAGGGGCGAUGGAGAGGAGGCGUGGGAUGGGUGGGGGGAAGGGAGUGAUGACCGCGGGGCAGGUGAAAUGGAUGACCCUCAGCUGGAGCUGUAUCGAAGGGAAGUGAGCCAUUUCAGGGAGCAGCAGGCAGAGUUGGCUCGGAUGAGGGAGCAGCUGUCAGACCAGGGGCUGCGGCAGCAUGUGAUGUCAGCAUGCCCCGGCGACAAGCUGGAAAAGCUGUUCACGGCGUAUGCCAACAAGGUGGGGGGGUUGCCAGUGGGCUCGUUCAAGUUUGUCUUUGAUGGCGAUGCGCUAAAGGGUGAUUCAACACCGGCUGACCUGGACCUAGAGGAUGAGGACCAGAUAGAAGCUGUGCGGAAAUAA